Molecule: messenger RNA, 1779 nt
Organism: Thermothielavioides terrestris NRRL 8126
Lineage: Eukaryota; Fungi; Ascomycota; Sordariomycetes; Sordariales; Chaetomiaceae
Exons: 1
Coding region: 1-1779 (592 amino acids)
Cellular component (GO): nucleus
Molecular function (GO): protein binding
Source: RefSeq, a predicted model, not a curated record
AUGGACAGCUCCUCGCCUUCCGUCCUUACCGAUGAAAAAUACCCCCCGCGGGGGCCCCUUCUCGAGCGUCGCCAGCAGUUGAGCGAUGCCCUGGCUGCAUCCCCCUACGACUUGAUCUUGUACCUGGAGCGAGCCGUUGUUUACUCCAACCUCGCCUACCCCGAUCUGGCCGCCGGCGAUGCCUACCGGGCCCUCCUUUUGGCCGACGAAGUACGCGACGAGAGCUUCGAGUACCAUGAGAGAGCUCGCGAGGUUCUGCAGCGCUACUCGACGACCCCCUGUCCCGAGGUGCUGAACCAUGGCUCACUUAUCGAGGACCUUGAUCGGCUGGCUGAUGAUGAGCGCGCGGAGGCGGCGGCGCCUUGCAUCCGGCUCGCCAAUCUUGCCUCCGUACGGUGCUUUCAAAUUCUCUCCCUCAGUCUCCUGCUAUGUGGCUGUCUACGGAGCGCGCUCAGUUUUUGCGAAAGGGGCCUCAGUCAGGUGCCCCACAACAAGGAGCUUUUAGAAAUUAGAGGCUACAUCGAGCAGGUCGCCAGGAGGAGGCUGCGGAGGGGGCCGGACGAGCCGAUCGAUAUCAGCAGCCUACCUGACCGUGGCGUAGUCCGCCGGGAGGUGUACCCCUGGAAUACGUACGAGCCGGACCGCUUCUCCGAGCAAUCGCUGUCGUAUCUCAACCAGCAACUCUCCGAGGUCGCCCCCAAGUGUGAAGUCAGGGUCUCCAAUCUCCCUGUUUUGCUCGACGGCGAGAGCAACACCGACGGUUACGAGAUCGUCCCGACCUGCAAGCAGCUGGGCCUCUUUGCCAAGGAAGACAUUGCGCCGGGCGAGACCGUCCUGAGAGAAUAUUCGCUCCUGACCGCCAACAACCGCCACAAGGAAUCGACUUGUGACGCCUGUGGCACCGAGCUGCCCCCUCUGGGCAGCAAUUCCACGGCCGUGAGCUGCCCGGACUGCUACGACACAAUAUUCUGCGACGAGUUCUGCUUCAAGAAGGCCCAGGAACUGUACCACCCUGCUGUUUGCGACAAAGAUGUCGACUCCAUCGCAAAGGACCCCGACGCCAACGACAUUGACCAGUCUCUGUACCUCUUGCUCCUGGCGCGCCUCCUUGCCAUGUCGAUACAUCAGGAGAUCCACCCGCUGGAGGUGCCGGAGAUCAAGUACAUCUGGGGCGACUUCGUGUCUCCCGCUCUGAACGAUGUCGACGGCUCCGUCACCGCCGAGCCCCCACCGGAGUGGACGCUGCCCUUCUCGUUCAAAUACAACAUCGAAAUACCACUUCACAUCCUCGAGAAGAUGGACGUCGACAUCUACGCGACCCUCGAGGAGCACGAUCUCUGGGUGUUCAACACGGCUUACAGCAAGUUCCGUGGCACUGCCUCGGCGAGGAAGAACCCGCGGGACGGCCGCCCCGACGUCGCGGCCGUCCAUCCCUUCUGGUGCCUCGCGAACCACGACUGCGAUCCCAACGUCACCUGGGAGUGGGGCGGCCGGAUGGUGCUAUGGGAGCGCCAAACCCGCGUCGUUGGCAACCGACCCGGCGGCAUCAAGGCCGGCGAGGAGAUCCUGAACCACUACUGCGAUGUGGAUCUCCCCGUGCAGCAGCGGCGAGAAUGGGCGCAAGGCAGUCUCGGCGGUUGGUGCAUGUGCCAGCGGUGUCGAGAUGAAAAGGCAAAACUCACAGAUCAUACGGACGUGGCGGAUGGGGUCAGCGGAGUGAAUGAGGGGCGCGAGGUGGAUGGGGUGGAUGGUGAGGGUGAUAUGCAACUUGAUCAGUAA